AAAUUAUGCUAUCGAUGCAUUUAAACAUAACUUCACAUAAAGUCUGUGUCUUAUGUUCUUGAGUGCCUGGAAUAUUCAGCCGCACUGAAUUGAUUGUAGCAAGAACGGUUUCAGUUGCUGAAGCAAGAGGAAACAGAGGAGCGAAGGCUGAUUUUUAAUGAAUUCCCUCGGUUAGUUAUCUUCUGGAAUCAAUAGAAAAUCAGCUUAAUGUUAUACAUCGAGUACCUUUUCUUACCCUGGGACUAUUGUUGAUAAAAAAAAAUGCUUUAAUUCAAAAGGAAAACAAAUCCGCUGUCAAGAUGUGACAAACGUAAGACAGAAUUGAGGUUCCUAGCCAUGAAUACGACUUACGGAGACAAAGUUCCAUGAUAGUAAGCAGAAGAUUUGUGUCGGAGAGGGAUUAGAUUCCAGUAUGGCAGAUUCAGAAGAGACAGAACGGUCCGAAAGUUCGGAAAGGACCGGGCAAGAUGAAGAGACAAAGGCCAGCAUUGCCGAACUCAUGGAAAACAUGUGGACGGCCGUGGAGACGGGCAAAGACAAAGAACUGCGGAAGUUCUUCUCUAAGAACGAGGAGAGGGACAUCCCCCUGAAUAGGGACAACGAAGAGUUCGACGAAGAUGGAGGCCAUAUUUUGAUAUUCUGUGUGAAGGAAGGGUGUAGUAGGGGUAACUCAUUCGGCAGGGAUUUCGUGCAAUGUGUUCGGAUAUUGUUAAAUAAUGAUAACUUAGAUAUCGAUGUGCAGGAUAAAUCAGAGAGGACGGCCCUACACUGGGCAGUGCUGGGUAAGAAUACCCAAUUCACCUCCCUGUUAAUGAAAGCAGGGGCAGACCCCACCAUUCACGACCAUGAUGGGCUGUCCCCAUUCCACAUCGCUGUACAGAAGGGCUACAAGGAACUUCUUAAGAUACUCGCCAGCAACCAAGACAAAGAGAUAUUUUCAAAGAAGGAUGGCAAGGGGACACCACCCUUGGUGACCGCUGUCAACACUGGCAAUCUAGAGAUUUGCCGAUAUCUGCUUGAAAAUGGCGCCAAAAUUGAUGCAACUGAUAGACGGUUAAAACGAUCCGCUCUCCAGUAUGCAAUAUUGGCCAAAAACUUGGAUAUUUUUGAUUUGUUACUGAAGUAUAAUCCAAGUUUAGACCAGGGGGAUUAUCGUGGGAAAACAGCUCUCCAUCGGAUUUGUGCUAUCAAGGACCCCCGGUAUUUCCAGAGGGUCAUUAAACACUACGGGACGUUUCCGGACCAUAUCAUGGAACAGGAAACGGACGAUGGAGUCACUCCUGUCAUAUCGGCCUGUCAGAGCGGGAACUCACAGCAGCUGAAGGAACUCAUAGAUCAAGGAGCUCCAAUAUCAACCAAAGAUGAUAAUGGAAGAACAGCGCUACAUUACUGCGCAGACAAUCUGGAGACACAGUGUGCCGAAAUGUUACUGGCCAAGGACCCCAGCUUGUUGGAGGUCAAGGACUCACAAGGGUUCACGCCCCUCCACAUGUCGGUGAUCAGUGGAAAUGUGCCUUUACUCAAACUCCUGCUCGCUAAGGGGGCGGAUAUCAGGAGUCUGGACAGUGAACUACACACCCCCACACACUGGGCCACUGCCAAACACCAAGCAUGUAUAGUUGAUGAUGGAGAUGUUUGUGGUCAUCUGGAAAUUCUUGACAUUCUGAUUGACAAUGGAGCAGAGCUGUCCUCAGCAGACAGUCACAAUGCGUACCCGAUCCAUUACGCUGCCCAGAUGAACGGGAAAGACAGCAACCAUGCUGAUUCCAAGGUCGGGGAGAAGGUUCUCAAAAAACUUCUAGACAGUGGCGUGCCACACGAUGUCACAGACAAAGAUGGCCGACAACCGCUACUAUGGGCUGCAAGUGCAGGAAACACAGAAUCCAUUAAAUUAUUAGUCAAAGCUGGUGCUGAUGUGAAUGCUAUUGAUAAAGAUGGGCUUUCAGCGUUGCAUUGUGCGGCCUCUAGGGGUCACUCUCACUGUAUAGAGGAACUGAAGAAGCUGGGAGCAGAUGUAAACCUAGCCGAUAAAAAUAGCUGUACCCCUCUGUUUUAUGCUGUCACCCUCGGUAAUAAAGACUGUACAAAGACGUUACUCAAACACGGUGCUGAUCCAAACCACCAAGAUGUCAGGGGGAGAACGCCUAGUCAUUGUGCCUCUGUGAAGGGUUGUGUGGAGACACUGAAGAUUCUGGACAAGAGUAAAGCCGACCUGUGGGGUAGUAGCGGGCGGGGAGAUUUCCCUAUCCAUGAGGCUGCUCAGGGCGGACAUUGCGAUGUGGUAAAGUACCUGCUUAAGUGGAAGAACACCCCUGAUGCAGUGAAUACUCCAAACAACGCUGGCAGAACCUGCCUCCAUAUUUCUGCCAUCAUUAACAAUCUGCCUCUCUGUAAACUGCUGCUGGACAACGGGGCAGAAAAAAACUCUCUGAUGAUGCACAAGAAUAAGAAAGAUUCAAGCAAGGAUAAAUCGUAUACCCCGUACGAUGCUGCAAUCUUGAAGGACAACAGAGAGACAGCAGAGUAUAUCAAAUCCAAAGGAGGAAAUACUGGUGGUGACAUUGACAAUAUAUUGAAUAAAAAAGAUAAAAGGGAAAGUAAAUCGGCAAAAUCUAGGAAGAGCAAUUUGGAAAGUCAUAAAGAAGAAGAAGAAAACGCAGAACAGGACAAAAAAUCAGAGAAACAGGAGGAGGCUGACAAGGAAGAGAAACCAAAGUCUAAAAAGGAACUAGAAAAAGAGAAAAAGGAAGCUGAAAAAGCAAAAAAGGAAGAAGAGAAGAAGAAGAAAGAAGAGGAAUUAAAAACCAAAAAAGAGGAAGAAAAGAAGAAAAAAGAAGAAGAGAAAAAGCAAAAAGAGGAAGAGAAAAAGAAAAAGGAGGAAGAAAAGAAACAAAAAGAGGAAGAGAAGAAGCAGAAGGAAGAGGAGAAAAAACAGAAAGAACAAGAAAGUAAAACAUCUCCUGAAGAGACUACUGAUAAAAAAGAAGAAGCUGUAGUUGCUGCUGCUGUUGUUGUUGCUGACGAAAAAGAGAAGAAGGAAGAAGACAAGAAAGGAAAGAAAGACAGUAGUAAAGAAGAUAAGAACAGCAAAGAAGGAAAGGGAAGCAAAGAAGUAAAGGACAGCAACGAAAAGGAACAGGAGAAGAAAACGAAAGAGAAAGAACAAAAAGACCCAGAGAAGGAGGACCAGUUGGAAAGUGAUGAGGAGGUGGUUGUAGUGAAAGGCAAGAAAGUUGUUAGAAAGAAAAAAGGAUACGUCAAAAAUAAAGAAGCUGAAAAAGCCAGAAAGGAAGCCGAAGAGGCAAAGAAAGAUGCAGUAAAGGCAAACCAAGAGGCGGAAAAAGCAAAGGCUAAUGCUGAAAAGGCAAAACUAGAAAAGGAACAACAAGAUCAAAAGAAGAAGAAAUCAGCAAAAGAAAAGAAAGAAGAAAAAGUAGAAAGUAACAAAGCUAAGGAUAAGGAAAAAACCAAAAAAGACGAAAAAGCAGUAGCAUCAGCUGCUUUAGCGGCUAAAAAUAAGAAAGGGAAAAAGGAUCCUGAUACUAUUCAGGAGGAGGACGAAGAGGAAGAAGACGAUACAAUUAAAGAAAAUCCCAUUGAAGCAGAGAAAGCGAAACGAGAAACAGAAAAGUCCAAAAAAGAGGCAGAGAAAUUGAGAAAGGAAGCAGAAGAAGCAAAUUCAGAGGCUGAAAAAAUCAAACAGGCUGCUGUUGUUGCAAAAGACACAGAAGAAGGUAAAGAUACUUCUAAAAAGAAAGAAAAACAAACAGAAAACGGAGGAAAAGGUAAAGAGGACAAGGCACCUAAAACACCUAGUAAAGGAAAGAAAGAUAGUAGUAAAAAAGAAGAAAUAUCUAAAGAUCAAAAAGGCAAGAAGGAUACAACAAAAACAGACACAAAACCUGAAGAAUCCCAGAAGGAAAAAAGUGCACCUGCUACUCCCAAAACUCCUAAAAAAGACGUCAAGGAACCAGAUAAAGAUGAGGAGCCAGAGGUAAAAGAAAAAGAUAAAAAGGAACAAGACAAAAACUCUUCAAAAGACAAGAAAGAUAAACAGGAUACAAAAGAUCUAGAAAAAGUUGAAAAAUCUGCUUAUAAAGAAGAAAAGUCAUCUGAAAGUAAAAACAAAGAAAAGAAAGGAAAACAGGAUUCAAAAGAUCAAGAAAAAGUUGACAAAUCUGCUCAUAAAGAGGAAAAGGAAUCUGAGAGUAAGAACAAAAAAGACAACACAGAGAAACCUGGAACUGAUAAAAAAAUAAAAAACACAAAAGAGGAUAAAAGUGAAUUACAGAAAGAGAAAUCGACUGUUAGUAAAAGUGAUAAAUCAAAAAAGUCUAGUGAACAGCCUAAAGUAGAUAAGGAAAAGACUUCAUCUGAACUUAAGGAAGUCGACAAAACUCAGAAGAAAGAUUCUCAAAGUAGGUCUGAGAGUGAGGAGAAAUCUGAUAAGAAAACAUCGGUAAAAAAUAAAAGUGAGGAUAAAAAUCAAGAAAAAUCGUUAGCCAAACCUAAACUCGAGGAAAAAGACAAAAAAUCGUCUGAAAAAUCUCAGAAAGAUACACCUCAGAAAAAGACUCCUGAGAAAAAACAGCGAGAAGAGAAAAGCCCAAGGAAAACUUCAGGAAAACUUCAACAAGAAGUUGAAGAUCAGAGGCAAACAUCAGAAAAACUAACUCUUGCAGAGAACUUUAAUGAAGACAAAGUUGAUGCUGAUGAUGAAAUUGACGAAAGAGAAGACAGUGGAGUAAACACACCAGGAUCCCUUGCAGAAGAAGAGGAUUUGGAAAAGCAUCUGGUUGCAGCAAAUACUGCUGCUGAGAGCGAAAAGGGAAAGAAGAAAAACAAGUCCACAAAUCAACCGGGACCUUCAACUAGUACUCCAAAAACUAAACACAGACCAAAGAAAGAGGAUAAUAACAAACAAAAAGUUUCACCUAAAGAUAGUAAAAAACCAAUUUCAAGAGAAAGAACCGAGUUCCAGGAAGUCGAACUUGUAACAAAUAGAGAUUCAGGAAAUCAUUCUCAGUCUGAAGAUCGACAUUCCCAGACCGAAGAUCGACAUUCCCAGACCGAAGAUCGUCAUUCACAGACCGAAGAUCGUCAUUCACAGACAAAGCAUAAUCUAGUCUUAAGUCCUUCUCUUUCUCCUGUUGAUUAUCAGGAACACCAGAAAGACGCCUUUGUUCAAACUCCAAAGUCUAGAUCUGCUCAUACCGAAAAACAAGACGACGAAGAUGAAUUUGAAUUUCCAGAAAACUCUCAUGAAAACCAAGAAGCAGCUUUGAGAUUAGCGGAGAGUCGUAAGCAAUCAAGACAAGAAACAGUUCCUGACAGUAGUCGGCCUAGCGAUUCGCCAGAUAGAGAAUCUAGAAGCAGACGUAAAGCUUCCAAAAUCCCUGACACUGAAGUGAUUCAACCAGGACUAAAAAGUCGUGACAAUUCUCGAUCAAAAACCCCAGUGUUGACAAACGGUCAUACUCAGCAAAAUAAAGACUAUGUCGAAACUUCUGAAGAGGAUGACGAUGUGAUUACUGAAAUCAAUUUUCAAAAUAGACUACGAAGAAUAGAAAAAGCGCAACUUGCGAGGAACAAACAAAAAGAACAAUAUCUUUUACAGCAACUACGAAAAACUCAAAAACCGAAUUAUAAACUUGCUCCAGUUCGGUCAAAAAAUAAAUCUAAUCUUAGUCUAGCAGAUAUGGAAAGACUGGAUAAUUCCGGACGCAGACGAAAUGUUCCCAGAAGAGUUGCUUCCAUUCAAGAGAGCGUGCGACGGUAUCAGGACCAGAGACGUUUUGUCCGCCAAAUGCAUCAGUUGAAGCGCGCUCAAAUAUAUACGGGUCCAAUGCAUGACAUUGUCUUGUUUAGCAAAAUGAUGGAUGUCUACAAACAUAGCACGCCCGGAGGAAGCGAGAACGACUUGGAAAUGAGCACAAUGGACAACUGGGAUAGCUAUCUUAGAGUAGAUUCAGACUUAAACUCGACUGGUCCAGAUCAGCUAAGGUUUGUUUCGCAUUAUUACGACGAAGAUAAGUCUGUCAGGGAUCAGACGAACAAAGUCAGACGAGAGACUGCAGAAACACGACGUGGAGUAGAGAGUCGAUCCGAGUAUCUCGCUCAUAGCUUUAGACGCAAAGAGGAGCAGGAUGGCCGAGAAAAGACGGAUUUGGAUGGAAGGAUCUCUACUCUCACUAGAAAGACAGAGGACCUCUAUGACAGUGUGAAGGAGAAGGCUGAUCAAACGUUACAGGACGCUAAGGAAACAAAUGCCAGCUUAGAUAAAUAUUACCGUAAAGAAAGAUCGGAUCUCCUUCAUCAUUCAAGGCCUCAUAGUCAUAAGAAGCUAAAGGAUGAAGAAGAAAUGGAUGAACGUCACAGGAUGCACGAAGAGCACGAAAAAGCUCGAAAAGAAAAGCACUCAGAAUGGCAUAGGAAAAAGGACGAGGAGUUGCGAAGACGACUACUUAAAGUGUAUGGAAAUGGGUCAGAAAUUAAUUAUGACACAAGUAUGGAAUCCGCCGAAAGCGCAUUUUGUAAAUCACGAAAUGUUGGCCACAUGAAAUCAUCAACACCUCGCACCAACAAUAGCGUGGGGAAUUCCCCGGGUUCUCGACCUAAGUCUAUGAUGUCCUCCAUUAGCGGGUCGCGUGCACAGUAUAGCAAUUCCACAGAUCAAGAGCUCAGUGUUCAGAUGACAGAGUUUGGAUUCAGACGGGUAAAAAAGACGGACGAUGGUUCCUAUGUCCCAUGUAGUAGGCAUGGAUGCAGAGUUUCCAAAGACCCGUCACAGUGUAGUGUCAGAUCGCUGUUGUUUCACAAAUCUGGCUCACUGUCAGCCAAUUGGACUCCCAAGUUUGACGGUGACGUAAGACCACGAGCAGGCCUCGUUUUCGUGGAGCCCAAACUUUACAACGAGUAUCUAAAAGAAGAGGCCCAAGUACGUCAUCAGACCGCCAUGAUGGCGCGUAGUCGUUCCACUAACAUCAACACAUUAGAGGACGAUGCCACGGUUCUAGAAACCGUAGAAACGUGACAAAUGGAAACAGUGUAGUUGUUUAGUUUUCAUGUUCAAGUUUGCAAUUGUUUAAAUGUACCAAUUGCGUGUAAAUCACUAUAUGACGUCAUUUCUAAGUAAUACUCAAACUCUGACAAUUAUCAAAUUGAGGAUGGGUCAAUGUUUGUAACUUGAAUGACAAAAUCAAACCUUGAAAAUAAUACUAGGAAAUUAAUUUAUUCAUUUUGUUUGUCAGUCUUGAUUGGGAAAAUUCAAGAUUGCCCUGUUCUUAGUUUAUCACAUUGACAUUAUACAUGAAUGGUUUCUACUUAUUUAAAUUCUCAUGCUGGUUGUUUUUAAUAAUUAUUUAUCUAUGCUGUAACAUUCAAAUGUUAGGAAAUCUCCACGAAUCUAGACUUUGAUAAGCCACGUUCUUUCGACUAGAUCCAUUAGAACGUUACAAGAGGUUAUCUAUCCUUUCCUUUAAACUAGGAGGAAAUGUGUGUAAUAGUACUGUUGCACGAACUGUAAGUUGUGCAUGUACUACGAAAGUUGGAUAGCAACUCCAUAAGUUUACAAUGGUAUUAUUUAAUAUAUGUCAUUUAAACCCAGGUUUCGAUAGUGGCAUGUGCACUACAUAUUUCAUAUCAAUAUGGACCAUGGUUGGCGUUGGUCCUUCUCUGCCAUAAAAUUGUGACAUUUUCCCUUCUAAUAAACUGAAGUGCACAUCUUGGACUUAAACAUUCUAAUCAGCGGUGUUCACUUUUGAAAUAUGAAGAACAUUUGUGUAUUUAUUAUUCUCGAUAGCCAAUCUGUGAUAUGUGUGUAGGAAUCCGUCCAAGCUGAUUCAUAGAGCAACCCGUGUUGGUUUAUAUUUUGUUUUUCCUUUUUUCGUUGGAUUUUCAAAUGAUUUCUGUGAUAAAACUUGCCAACAUCUGUUAAAGUGAUCACGAUUAAUUGUUUCUCCGUUUUAGAUAGUAGCUUAUUUAUUCAUGUACAUUAUAGUAGUUUUUUGAAGGAAAGAAAGAGAUGCGUGUAUAUUUCAAAAAUAAAAGAUAAUGCUCAA
Messenger RNA from Magallana angulata, 8060 nucleotides. Its product is annotated as trichohyalin-like. Lineage: Eukaryota; Metazoa; Mollusca; Bivalvia; Ostreida; Ostreidae. The record is from RefSeq and is a predicted model, not a curated record. The transcript is spliced from 22 exons. The coding region runs from base 413 to 7033 and encodes 2206 amino acids. Gene Ontology annotation, molecular function: protein binding.